This is a messenger RNA of Ictalurus furcatus (blue catfish), 4982 nucleotides long. RefSeq names its product leucine zipper transcription factor-like 1 (gene lztfl1). The coding region runs from base 457 to 1308 and encodes 283 amino acids. The transcript is spliced from 10 exons. Gene Ontology annotation, biological process: negative regulation of protein localization to cilium. Gene Ontology annotation, cellular component: cytoplasm. NCBI's taxonomy places the organism in Eukaryota, Metazoa, Chordata, Actinopteri, Siluriformes, Ictaluridae. The record is from RefSeq and is a predicted model, not a curated record.
CGGGAUUUAUUGAAAUACGAACCGGAAAAACACCCACCGAGUCAUACUAUUGGCCCGUGAUCACUUCUUCACGUAUAUCUUCAACGCUUUCUACUGCCUGUUGUGCUUGACUGCUCCCUGCUGUUUGUGAGGUGGUAGUGCAGUGACGCUGUUCAGUUGCCAGGAGUAACUUAAAUAGACUGAAGGGAAACGUAAGAUAAAUAACGUUGUUAAUUCGCGUUCUCUAAAAUACCGUGCGAAAAUGAUGAACUAGAAUUCACGGUGCAGUGCUUUAUUGUCCCCCAUGUUGUCACACUAGUUUACACUCUGACGUCUGUAUUUUUCCUGCAUAAAGUCGUAUUUUCAUCUUGCUGCCAUGGCUGAUUUUGGGUUUAACGAACAUCACCAGAAUGAGGUCAUAAACUAUAUGCGCUUUGCUCGCUCCAAGAGGCUCCUGCGUCUCAAGACCAUCGAUUCAUGCUUUCAGGAACUCAAAGACAGCAGUGGAAUUCAACAAAUAAAAUUAGCUCAACCAACACUAUCAAUUCCCCUCCCUCUAGACUGGUUGAGGAGACAUUUACGGUGGAUGAGGUGUCAGAUAUGCUGGAUGGGCUGCAGGUGGUGGUGCAUGGAGAGGUGGAGAUGGAGCUCAUUAACACCGCCCACACCAAUGUCCUACUCCUGCGCCAGCUCUUCUCCCAGGCUGAAAAGUUCUACCUGAAACUGCAGACCGAUAUCUCGGAGCUGGAGAGCAGAGAAUUACUGGAACAAGUAGCAGCAUUUGAAAAGACUGAUUUUAAAUCUAACAGCAAGGUGAAUCAGGAAUCCAGCAAACCCAGGCUAACCCCACUGAAUGAGGGAGGAGUGUCAGAACUGCUCAACAUGGAAAUUUCCAGACUACAAGAAGAGAAUGAUAAACUGAGAGCUAGACUUCGAACAUUGGAAAGUCAGGCCAUGAGUGCUCUAGAUGAAAAGUGCGAGGCUGAGAGGGCCCUGAAUGAUCUUCAAAAAAUCCAAGGAGAUCAGCAGCACGCCACGCAUGCUGAGGAGAUCUCUAAACUGGAGGGCACUGUGGCAGCCAUGCAGAUCGAUUUUGAGAAGACUCUCAGCGCCAGUACUUCAUCACAGAAGGAGCUACAGGAUAGCCUGGUGUCAGCUAAACAUGAGCUGCUCCGGGUUCAAGAUCAGCUCGCCCUUGCUGAGAAGGAACUAGAUAAGAAGUUUCAACAGACAGCUGCAUAUCGGAACAUGAAAGAGAUUCUGAGUAAGAAGAAUGACCAGAUUAAGGAGCUCAGGAAAAGAUUACAAAGAUACGAGUCUGAUGAGUGAAGUCCUGGACCAUAGAAAAUGGCUUGUCUUAAGGGGUUUUAUGGGCAAAAGAAGCUGAAGUCAGUUUUGGCCUCAACACUCCAAACAUUGCAAGGGACCAAAAAAUGAAACAAAAGAAAGACAAAAAAAAAGAGUUUUUUUUAAUAGUCAUUGCUAUUCCCAAGUUUCUCUUUAACAAGAGCUACCCAUUUGAAUAAAACUGUUGCUGUGCUUAGGGAUGUUUGUUGUAUCUGUGUAUCCUACAGUGCCCUCCACUAAUAUUAUCACCCUUGGUAAAUAUGAGCAAAGGCAGCUAUGAAAAAUUCUUUGUUUAACCUUUUGAUCUUUUGUUAAAAAAAAUUAACAAAAAUACUCUCAUGGAUAUGAAACAAUUGCAAACAAAACACAGGUUUAUUAAAAAAAAACACACACAUCUUUGUUAAAUAUAGGUGUGCAACAAUUUUUGGCACCCUUUUAGUCAGUACUUUGUGCUACCUCCCUUUGCCAAGAUACAUCUGAGUCUUCUCCUAUAAUGCCUGAUGAGGUUGGAGAAUACAUGGCGAGGGAUCUGAGACCAUCACUCCAUACAGAAUCUCUCCAGAUCCUUCAAAUUCUGCGGUCCAUGCUGGUGUGGAGAGGAGCGUCUGCUAAGUUUUUCUAUGGGUUUCAGGUCAAGGGACUGGGAUGGCCAUGGCAGGACCUUGAUUUUGUGGUCAGUAAACCAUUUUUAUGUUGAUUUUGAUGUAUGUUUUGUAUCAUUGUCCAUUUUAAGCUUUCUGGCAGAGGCAGUCAGGUUUUCAUUUAAUAUCUGUUGAUAUUAAAUGGUACAGUGGUGGCUUGAUGGUUAAGUCUCUGGGUUACUGAUCAGAAGGUCAGGGGUUCAAGCCCUAACACUGCUGCCAAGCUGCCACUGUUGGGCCCUUGAGCAAGGCCCUUAGCCCUGUCUGCUCCAGGGGCACUGUAUCAUGGUUGAUACUGUGCUCUGACCCCAGCUUCCUGACAUGCUGGGAUAUGUGGGGGGGAAAAAAAGAAUUUCAUUCAUUCAUAUUUGAGUCCAUGAUGCCAUGUAUCUUAAGAAAAUGUCCAGGUCCUCUGGCACAAAAACAGCCCCAAAACAUUAAAGAUCCACCACCAUAUUUAACUGUGGGCAUGAGGUACUUUUCCAUAUGGCUACCUCUCUGUGCGCUCCAAAACCACCUGACCAUAGAACCCGGUCAUAGAACUCUUCAUCAUAGAACCCAUUGAUCCAAAUUGAAGUUCCAGUAGUGUCGGCAAACUGAAGACGCUCGAGUUUGUUUUUGGAUGAGAGUAGAGGCUUUUUUUUUUUUUUUUUUCUUGAAACCUUCCACACAACUUGUGAUGUAGGUGACUUCGGAUUGUAGUUUUGGAGACUUUCUGUGACCCCAAUAUGCAACGAACUUCUGCAGUUCUCCAGCUGUGAUCCUUGGAGAUUUUUUUGUCCACUCGAACCAUCCUCUUCACAGUGCGUUGAGACGAUAUAGACACACGUCCUCUUCCAGGUUGAUUCAUAACAUUUCCAGUUGACUGGAACUUCUUAAUUAUUGCCCUGAUGGUGGAAAUGGGCAUUUUCAAUGCUGGUGCUAUUUUCUUAUAGACACUUCCCAUUUUGUGACGCUCAACAACCUUUUGCUGCACAUCACAGCUAUAUUCCUUGGUCUUACCCACUGUUAUGAAUGAGUUCGGCAGUUUGGCCUGUGUUGCCUCAUAUUUAUACCCCUGUCAAACAGGAAGUCAUGGUGGUUGGUUUCUUGUUCCUAGUCACCCAAGUGUACUAAAAAUAUAAAAUAUCAGUGGGAAUAUACUUCAAAUAUAUUUCUCAUAAGAAUUCGUAGGAAUUGAUAAACCUGUGUUUGCAAUUGUGUGAUAUCCAUGAGAGCAAGGUAUUUUUGUGAAUUUUCCUUAACAAAAUAUCAAAAGUUUAAACAAAGUUUUUCACAGCCUUAUUUAUCAAGGGUGCCAAUAUUAGUGGAGGGCACUGUAUAUUCCAUUUCAUAUGAAAUUAUUGAAUGUGUGCAGUUUAUCUUCUAAAUUGCACUGAGUGUUUUUGUUUUCCACUUAAAUAUCCCACUUUGUUAAUUUUUAACAAAAAAAAAUUUUAACAUAAUUUUUUCUCUAAGUAUAUAAUCUUGUCUUGUGCGCUCAGCACAGCAUUAGGAACAAUGAUAAAUGUUCAGUGCCAAUAGGCUCUGAAUUAAGAUAGGUUUAGAUAAUAUCCACAUUCUGAGCGAUUUUGUUCUUGCUUUCUGUAUUCAUCUGGGAUGGUUUGUGUAACUGUAGAAUACUGCACAUCAGCAUGUCUUUCUUACCAAUUUUUUAUUUAAUUUUUUUCCUUCUGUAGUCAUAGGUUUAUUGUGGACUCUAAUUACAGAUUAUUUUACAUGCUUUUAAUUGUAGUUUUGUACACCACAUUUAUCCACCUAGAAGAAAGGAAGAAAAUGACUUUAAAUUGCUUCCUGCAUCCACACUUCAUUGGGGACUAGCCAGAAUAUAUUUUUGUAAAAAAAUUCUAAAAAAAAAAAAAAAAAAAACCAACAAGAACCCUAUUAAUGUAAAAUCCCCAGAACGUUUCUUCAUUAUGAUGUUUGCAACCAUGUUUAGUGCCACCUACAAAAUUUCACCAAUGUGCGCCUCGCGCUACGUUUCACCUACAUGUACGAAGUUCCGUAAACAUGGGUAAGAUGCCAAUACGUACAAAAACGUCUCUUGAACCCAUGCCCUAAACUCAAUGGAAGUCAGCCAUUUUGAUUUUUCUCUUAAAUUUUUCUCCAUUUUUUGCCAUUUCCCGGCCUCGUAUUUUAACGAACUCCUCCAGGAGAUUUCAUCAGAUCGGCAUCAUGUUUGGUCAGUCUCAUCUAAAGCCAUAGACGAUGCUAAAUUGUGAAGCUUUUGAGUUUUCGCAGCACGGCGUGGGCGUGGCGGUCUCACAAAUUUCAAUAUUUCACCAUGAAAAAGGAAGUUGUUAUAACUCAAACAUAGAAUGUCCAACCUGCUCCAAACUUCACAUGUUUGAUAAAAGUCCCGGCCUGAAGACAUCUACAUGCCAAUGUUCAGUUAUAGUCAUAGUGCCACCUGCUGGCAACAGGAAAUUACAUGUUUUACAUCAUGAUACGCUCCUAACAACAUAUAAAUGCUAAAAAGUGCUUAAAAAAUGGAACGGAGUACCCCUGACAGAGCAGACCCAACCUGCAUCCGGGUGUGAGGGCCCUUUCAUACUGUGUAAACUGCACAGCUACUAGUCCAGGCUCUUGUCAUCUCAAAACUGGACUACUGCAAUGCACCACUCUUGGACCUCCCAGCCAGCUCCAUCAAACCCCUUUAAAUGAUUCAGAAUGCAGCAGCAUGCCUCAUCUUCAACCAGUCCAAAAGAACCCAUGUCACACCCCUCUUCAUCUCCCUCCACUGUCUUCCUGUAGCUGCCUGCAUCUAAUUGAUAAUGAGUCUUUAUUGGUCACACAUACAUUACAGCACAGUGAAAUUGUUUUCUUCACAUAUCCCAGCAUGUUAGGAAGCUGGGGUCAGAGCGCAGGGUCAGCCAUGAUAGAGCACCCCUGGAACAGAGAGGGUUAAGGGCAUUGCUCAAGGGUCCAACAGUGGCAGCCUGGCAGUGCUGGGGCUUGAACCCCCGACCUUCCGAUCAGUAACCCAGAGCCUUAACCUCAAAACCACCACUACCA